AUGUUUUAUUUCCACUGUCCGCCACAGCUAGAGGGCACUGCACCCUUUGGCAACCACUCUCCAGGAGAUUUCGAUGAUGGGUUUCUGCGCAGAAAACAGCGCCGGAACCGGACGACAUUUACUCUUCAGCAGCUGGAAGCUCUUGAGGCAGUUUUUGCCCAAACACACUACCCUGAUGUCUUCACCAGAGAAGAGCUGGCCAUGAAAAUAAACCUCACAGAAGCCAGAGUGCAGGUUUGGUUCCAGAACCGAAGGGCCAAAUGGAGGAAAACAGAGAGAGGAGCUUCCGACCAAGAGCCAGGAGCCAAGGAGCCCAUGGCAGAGGUGACACCCCCGCCUGUGCGAAACAUCAACUCCCCGCCCCCCGGGGACCAGGCCCGGAGCAAGAAAGAGGUCCUGGAAGCCCAACAGAGCCUGGGGAGAACUGUGGGUCCCACAGGACCCUUCUUCCCCUCUUGCUUGCCGGGGACCCUCCUGAAUACGGCCACGUAUGCCCAGGCUCUGUCACACGUUGCCUCUCUGAAAGGGGGCCCACUGUGCUCUUGCUGUGUCCCAGACCCCAUGGGGCUGUCGUUCCUCCCCACCUACGGCUGCCAGAGUAACCGCACGGCCAGCGUGGCCGCCCUGCGCAUGAAGGCUCGCGAGCACUCGGAGGCCGUCCUGCAGUCCGCCAACCUCCUGCCCUCGGCCAGCAGCAGCCCCAGCCCUGUGGCCAAGCCGGCACCCCCCGAUGGCAGCCAGGACAAGAACCCUCCCGCCAAGGAACAGAGCGAGGGAGACAAGAGUGUAUGAGGGUCCGGAGUGCCCAGGCCCGAGGCGCCCUCCCCUGCCCCCUGCUUCUCCCAGCCUCAGCCCCUGUGGAAAACUCCCCCAAAAGCAAAGGGAAGACUGCGGCCCAGGGCCUCCUCACGGACUCAGGAAGGGAAGUGAGACCCACGGCUUCCUCGGCAUCUGGAGAGUGCUUCUGGAGUCCUACCGGCGGGGCUGUGUUGUCCUGGCUUCUUUGGUGACAAGUCUGGAUGGAACUCGUGGGCACCAGAGCCCAUUCUGUGGUGAGACCGUUGGGGUUUCCAUCUGGGCCCAGAAGUCUCGGAGGGAAGUAGAGUUACUCACCCCCUCGCCUUCCUGACCCUUUCCUGGGCUGCCUCUGAAGGUCUUACCAACCCAAAGAACUGCGGCAUGGGCCAUCCUUGAGAGACAUCCAGGGCUGAGUCUUGCGCUCCGAAGCGGGGUCGUGCUGUUACAUUACGCACCAACGGACUCUCAACUGCCCACCACCGAGACUAGCAGCC
Messenger RNA from Panthera uncia (snow leopard), 1292 nucleotides. RefSeq names its product dorsal root ganglia homeobox (gene DRGX). NCBI's taxonomy places the organism in Eukaryota, Metazoa, Chordata, Mammalia, Carnivora, Felidae. Gene Ontology annotation, molecular function: DNA-binding transcription factor activity, RNA polymerase II-specific; RNA polymerase II transcription regulatory region sequence-specific DNA binding. The record is from RefSeq and is a predicted model, not a curated record. Gene Ontology annotation, biological process: regulation of transcription by RNA polymerase II. The coding region runs from base 1 to 792 and encodes 263 amino acids. The transcript is spliced from 6 exons.